This is a messenger RNA of Scleropages formosus (Asian bonytongue), 7392 nucleotides long. RefSeq lists its product as uncharacterized. Gene Ontology annotation, molecular function: structural constituent of eye lens. NCBI's taxonomy places the organism in Eukaryota, Metazoa, Chordata, Actinopteri, Osteoglossiformes, Osteoglossidae. Gene Ontology annotation, biological process: visual perception; lens development in camera-type eye. The record is from RefSeq and is a predicted model, not a curated record. The transcript has 22 exons. The coding region runs from base 525 to 6455 and encodes 1976 amino acids.
UCAGAGAAAAAUCAAAGCCCGCAGUAAACAGUAAAACCGUAUCCAGCCACCGGGCGCCCGGCGCUCGCCUCGAGAGGAAUAAACAUACAGACAGUAUCGCGGGCGGUACAAGCGGUACAAAGCCGAAGGGCGCCGCGACCCAAAAGCGCACGAGCCGGACUGUCGUUUCUGUUCGCUUUGCCGCGGAAACGAACUUCUCCAGCAUCGACGAUCGUGCGCGCGAAAACUUCCGUCCGGCUUAUGCAGUUACACUGGUAACUAACCGCCUCCAAUGCGGUCACUGCAAGCGAACCGCUCGCUUUCCGCACUUUUACGCGCAGAACGUCCUCGGCGACAAAGCCCCUGGCUCCUCCUCUUGCCCCAGUGGGGGCCGGUCGCCUCGCGCUGACGGUGCCCGUCCGCGGACAGCUGCGCGCGGCACACGGUCGCUCCGAGGCGCGAGCCCGUAGCGCGCCGCGUCUGUCAGUGUGUGAGAGAGAGAGUGUGUGUGCGUGAGAGACUGAGGCGCUCGCGCAGCGCCGACCAUGUCGGCUGUGAAGCGGCAGGGAUCGUGGCACGAAGACAUCGCCAGAAACUUGUCGAGACUCUUCUUCAGGAGCGGCUCGCAGGAGAAGCAGGAGAAGCAGGAGAGCGGCGCGGACGGUCCUGGCUCAGGCUGUAGCUCGCAGGAUAACGAGAAUGAUGUCGGGGGUCCCAGUCGUGAGACGAGGAAAGAGGGUCUGUCCCCGGGAGCUGUCCUCAACUUGUCAAAGGCAUUCCAGGGCUCCGCAGGGGAAGAGAAGGGCAGCACGCUGGCUGAUGAAGGAGGGUCCCCCUCAGAGCCACCUCUGCACCGACCUGCCCCAAGCCCGCCCCCCAGCUGGCCUGCACCCACGCCUCCUUUAGAUGCCUUCUUCCGGAAGCUGGGCAGCCUGUUCCAGUCACCCGCAAAGGCAGACACGCGAGACCCAGCGGACGCUGAUCCCAAACAGCCUGAGCGGGAUGCGGCGGUGGACAAGGGGGGUAUGACAUGGGAGGCGGGAGGAUGCCAGGAGCCCCGUGACCCUGCCGGCCCACCGCUGGGAGAGGGAGGCACGCAUUGCUCGCUCCAGGAGGGGCAGGAGACCACCACGGAGGAAGAGGAGGGGGACGAGGGAGGCGGGGGAGGUGCAGGGAGGCUGCUGGAGCAAUCCCAGAAGGAGAGCAAAGGCACAGAUCUCCAGGAGCAGCGGCACCUGGUCCUGAAUGAAGUAUCGAAAGAGGUUGACCCUACAGCAUGCAGUAUAACUGCCAAGAGCAAUCUGCUGUUGGAGGAUGGUGCCAAUGACCGCUUCCAGUUGGCAGUUGCAUGCCCUCCAGUUGUUACGUAUGGGACAUACCGAGGCCGAAGGGAAACUGGGAGGAUGAAGAGGAGACGUCAAGAGCAGGGUAGCUCUGCUGCUCCAGAAGGAGAGGAGAAACAGUGCUACAAUGGCAGUCUCUCAAAUUCCUCGCUUCUAGAAGAGGAGGAUGCUGGCUUGGUGUCUGCCUCUUCAAUAGCAGCUCACGUCACAGAUUCUCAAGGAGUAGAUGCUCAGGCAUCAGGAUGCAACGCAAGUCCCCAUGCUGGGGUUCCUGCCACUUGUAGCAUUCCACUUUCUACACUGCCGAGGGGCAGCUCGACCCACAGUGCCUUAUCCCACGACAAGGAAGGGGAGCACAUUACAGGGCCCCACUCUGGAGCAAAUUCAGCAGUGAUACCCAUGUCUUCUGCUGGGAAGGACUCCACUGAGAUGUGGACCUGUUUUCCACAUGUAGAUGGUAAAGAGCAAAAGUGUUUGAGGGAGAAAGUGACUCAGGCAACAGCUGAUGUUGUCAACAGAGAUACAAAAGCAGGGUCAGAACAAAAAGAAACAUCAUUACUGCAGUGCUUGCCGGGGUCACCUUGGGCAGCAGGUGAUGGUGGAAGCGCACUAGAUGACAUGCCUGGGGCAGGGGAUUGUGGAUCAAUGCCAGUCAGUGAUGGCUGUUUGGAGAAUGUGGGCCUAGAAGAAGCUUUUCAUCUGGAGUCCAAACUGUUAGUCUCUAACAUUCUGAAAAAUGCUCUUGCUGCCCUUGAGAAGAUUGAGAAUUCAGAACAUGAUGGUAGGACACUGUCAACAACCAGUGGGGCUUGCAGCUCUGAUUUACCCACUGAACUAGGAGAAAGUACAGAAGUCUGUUUUCAGAAGGAAGUGAAUUUUCUGGAACAGGAUUAUGAUGGCAGCUCCAUGCAGUCCUCGGGCUACCAGUCCAUUGUUGGAUUGGACACAGACAGCAGAAAUCAUUUUGGUUUGAACUUUGACCUAUGUUCUUCUUUGGGCCUUCCAGAUCAUAGAGAGAGAGAGCAGAUCCCUGUUGAGAGCCAAAACCUCACAUCUUCUUCGGAAGUCUGUAGUUCAUUAGACAGCAGGAAUGGAGGCCAUGAGGAGGAAAUGCAUUUUCAGCCGAGCAGUGACAUUGAGUCUGCCAAGCUGAUUGUGCAAGAAGAAAAAACAGACCAUGUUGAAAGCAAAGGUGAUGUCUGUAAUCAGAAGAACAGAUCAAAUUCUUUCAGUGAAGCACUGUAUGUAGAACAAUGUGUAGACAAAAAUAAUGGUGACAUAUUCAAACAAGUAAAUAAUAUGUUUGAGCAGCUGGAGUGUGUCCCAGGUGGAAGGAGUGAAGACAAAGCACAGGUUGAGCAAAUUUCAGGGGGUAAUUACUUCAAUAGGGUGCUUUCUAUAGAAUGCAGUGAAGGACCAAUAAGUGAAUUUCUCAGUUUACCAAAAGACUCCACCGAAAGUAAUGAACAAGUUCACAGUGUGUCCAUUAGUGCCAAGGACAUGGUUUUGCCAAAACUUGACAGAGCUCAUGAGGAAAAAAUAAAGAUCAGUACUGAGAACAGUAAGCUUAGCAACCAAGUGGAGCAUGAGAAGUCUGUCUCUAUAGGACCUGUUGGAAGCAAGGUGGAAAACAAAAUAUUUUGUCAGGAAGGAAAGGUAACACUGUCCACUGUCCAGCCAAACAUAAAUGAGGAUUUAAACAAGGUUCCUGAAAUGCCCACUCUGUUCACAAAGUCCUUAGAAAGUUGUGAGAAGCUACUUGUCAUACAUGGGCCUUCAGGUGGUGAUUCUAUAAGCAAAAGUGACGAGUCACAAAAGAGUCAUGCAGGGUCUGUGUUGGAUGGCCUUGACGGAGUUAGUCACCUGGAGCAAUGUGGUACAGGAACUCUGCAGGAUCUGCGAGAGAAGCUGAGCGUAGGAGAUCAAAGUUUUAUUCUGGCAGAGGGUCACUUAACGGCCGUCACUGAGGAUGGACCUGACAGAGAGUGUGAAGACAACACCCCUCAACAGGCUAGACUGGGGCAAAUGGGUGAUGCUGAUGGGCAAGCAGGCCCUCAGGACUUGGAUAACCCAAAGUGCCAUGCAUUACUCUCAGCUCCCGGUACAAGUAAUGAGAAUGGACAACUGAAGAGUGCAUUGAAAGCCUCUAACUGUGUUCUCCUUACUGAGUCAUGGCAGGACUUACAGAUACCCAGGCAGGGUGCUGGAGGGAGCUUUCAGGAUAGUGUUAACAGCCGGGCAUCCAGAUUCGGCACACAGAAUAGGAAGGUACUGCCCGACCUGUUACCAGGGGCCUCCCGGAGUGAAUUGUCCAGCCACCACCCCCACAGGUUCCUCGAUACAGACAUGCAAGAGGGUGUCAGCGGGUUUGCCAUCAUAAGUGAAGAGGAGGAGCCCGAUAGCGUGUUUAUCAACGACACCGGUGUGACACUCAGUCCUACAUCACGUCGAGGAAAGGUAUAUCCCUUCUCCCUGUCACCCAUCUAUGAGGAGGAGAGCGCUCGGGAAGAGGCCUGUGUAGAUGAGCGACGGGAUCAGCUUCUGAUGCAGGAGGACCUGCGGAGUGUGGAGCAGCAGGCCUCCUCCAUCCUGUCCCUGCUGCAGUCUGUCAGUGAGCGCCUGCAGUCGAGCACCUUCUCUGACUCCUUGCAGGACUCAUGCGAAGACUACCCAACCCUGCUGCGGCGUCCCUCCUGGGACUGCUACCCAGACGAGGAGGAGCCACAGACAACUGAGGAACACCAAAGCAUCCUCAUCCCCCGACAAGGGGGAAGUGAGCGAGAAGAGUUGUUAAACCAGCCAUUAGAUUUUGGCAAACCUAGUGCCCUCUGCUCUAAGGAUCCUUUGGGAUGUGGAAUCGGGGCAAGACAAGUUUCUCUACCCCAGGAAGAAGAGCAGAUACCUUCAACCGAGUCCAAGUUGAUGAGUGCAACCAACACUCCAUUCUAUAACUAUCUGAAGGAAGCCAGGUCUCUGUUACCACAUAUCACGGAUGUCGAACACAAGCCUCAGGCUACAUUAUUCCAGCGGCAGGAUAACACAGCUUCUCUGGCCUCAGCUGUAGGGAACGUGAUUAAUGACAUGCCAGAACGAGCCAUCCCAAGGCCCACACAGGUCUGCAUCUAUGAUGGCAUAACCUUCUCAGGGGAGGAGCGAAGGAUUCACUAUGACUUGGAGGAUGUGGCUGAGCCUGUGUUCCUCCACGGAGCGUCGGUCCGAGUCCUACAGGGAUGCUGGCUCCUGUACCGGGAGCCUAGGUACCAAGGGUCCUGCGUUGUCCUGGAGGAGGGGGACAUAGUGCUGAUGCAUACCAGUGGCCUGGGCAGCCCAGAGAUUGGCCCCACUGCCAUCACCGUCGGGUCCAUUCGAAGGGCUGUCACGGAUGACAGCCUUCCGGAAAUUGAGCUCCAGCCACAAGUUGGCCAGAAUGUGGCACCACUGCGUCUCCAUGCGGAGGCCCACAGCUUGGAGGAGCACGGAGACCUUCCGCUGUCAUGUCUCACCGUGAAAUCCGGCUGUUGGCUGGCAUAUGAUACUGCUGGUUUCAAGGGCAACUACACCAUCCUGGAAGCAGGUAGACCCCCGACGGCAGGGCCACAUGGCUCCCUGGUGGCCUGCGUUGGAUCGCUGCGUCCGAUGAGAAUGGGUGGACUGAAGGUGUGGAGACCCAUGGAUCCCAAGAUGGUGGUGUAUGAGCAGCCUUGCUUCCGGGGUCAGAGCAGAGAACUGCUGGCCAAUGUGCCAAGCUUAUGGACUCCUCCGGGCCUGAGGGGGGCAGCAUCACUGUGUGUCAUUUCUGGAAUAUGGGUGGGCUACACCAAGGAGGAUUACAGAGGACAGCAGUAUUUGCUGGAGGAGGGCGAGUAUCAGGACUGCCGCAAUCUGUAUGGGUCCGAUCAUGCCCUCCUGUCUUUUCGCUGUCUCCUGGGGGACUUCAUUGACUCAUCUCUGUCACUGCGCGAGGGAUCGGACCUGUCCAACCCCAAGGAAACGGAGAUCACCAACUUGGAAGUUCCAGAUAUGGAACUGAUGGGACCCGUAAAGGGACCUGCUUCCAUCUGUGUGAGGAGUGGAGUGUGGGUGGCCUAUAGUGACCGCUUCUUCUGUGGACAGCAGUUUGUCCUGGAGAAGGGUAUCUACUCAGGAGAGCUGGACUGGGGAGACUCCUGCAGAGCCGCCAUGUCACUUCGACCAGUCUACCUGGUGCACUGCACCAGUGGGCAGCCAAAGUUCUUGCUCCGGGCCUACAGCCAGCCGCAGUACCAGGGCGACAGUGCGGAGUACACCUCAGAGGUGACCACCCUUGUUGCCUGGACUCCCAUGUCCUUCAGGGUGAUCAGAGGCAGGUGGCUUCUCUUUGAUGAAGACAGCUGUGGAGGGAACCAGUUUGUCCUGCAGGAGGGCAAUUACCCUGACCUCACCUCCUGUGGUUGCAUGGCCACAUCCAUCAAAUCACUGAAGCCCAUCCCAUUUUGUUUUUCAGAUCCCUCCAUCAGCCUGUUUUCUCUGGACUCCUUCGAAGGUCUGGAGACAAUAGCUGUGACAGCCAUCGAGCACUUGGACAACUUCUUCACUCAGUCUCUUCGGGUCAGCAGUGGCCUGUGGGUGGCAUAUGAAUACCCCAACUUCAAAGGCCGUCAGAUGCUCCUGGGACCCGGCAGUGUAUCGGCGUGGGCCCGUCACAGCGGCUGGGACACUGUAGGUUCUCUGCACCCUCUGAGACAGCCCAAGGUGUAUGUUCGGGUAUGGAACCGCUGCCUCGGCUCCGUGCUGACAGCAGAGAGUGGACAAGGCUGUUCGCCCCCUGUCAAGGUGUCCCUCAGCCCCCCUGGCAGCCUGGACACCCAGCUGUGGGUCUUCAGCGGGGCUCUUCUCAAGUGUAAGGCCACUGCGAUGUGCCUGUCAGUGAUUGGUGGGAGGGCAUCGCCGGGGGCCCGUGUGGCCCUGUGGCCCCAACAUGGGCGCACCAACCAGAAAUGGAGCCUCAAUGAGAACGGAACUAUCUCUUCCCAUCUUGACCACAACCUUGUCCUGGACCUCAAAGGGGGGAGUGACUUUGAGAAGGACCUCCUUGUUACCAGUGACUUCACAGGUGACCAGGCGACACAGUACUGGGACAUAGAGGUGGCGUAGAGCAGAAGCACUGGACUGAAGAGGACUGGAGCCAUGCUGGGGGUGUGUGUGUGUGUGGGGGGGUUGUGUAUGAGUGAGUGAGUGAAUGAUACCCCUGCUGCAGGUCAGGCCGUCUUAGGUCAUGAAGCAGUGUGACAAAGAGACUUCCUUAUAAAUCUCAUCUCUCCUCUUUUUCAUCUCAGGUCCCAAAAACCAAACUGCAGUAACAUAUUAGAGUGAAAACUCACAUCAAAUAAAAACAUUUAUUGUACAUGAGGAAAAAACAUUGCUGUGCCACACAACUGAAUUCCCACACCAUGAGAGGAGUGAUGAGGUCACAGCCCAAUGAGACCCACAAUUUUUGGCCACAUGGCAACUCCCAGCGGCCGUCUGUAUAUUUGUGACCUUACAAUGGACAGUGACCCUAAGCCACUUUGAACAUGUUAAAGUAUUUUUCAGACAUGGCUAAAUAUUUUGGUUAAUGCUACAGAAGCACAUUUGCACUAUCCAGGACUCAUGGUUUUUAUCUGUAAGGGUGAGUGUUACUGUGAUGCGACUCCACCCAUUUUACCAGUUUGUGAAAGAAUCAGAGACAAACAGGCCUUCGAGAAAUAGACUAAAAUUCAGCAUUCACACGUGUCUUUGUGGGUCUGUUUAUAAUAUGCAGAAAGCUGCUUGUUCUAGAAAAUUCCAAGCCUUAGAUAAAACAAAGCAGACCAUAUCAGCUACUUUGUACUGGUCGUUUAAAAUGACUUCCUGGCAGAACUGUAUAUGUUUUCAGGUCAUUUCACUGGACUUCUGACAAAACACUUGUGUGUGUGUAUGUGUGUAUAUAUAUAUAUAUAUAUAUGUGUGUACAUAUAUACAUACACACAAUAUUCAGGAGCUAAUUAAUGCAGAAUGAUAUCGGUAUAUAAUUCAUGUCUAUAGAACCAAAUAUGUAUGUAUAUUAAAGAUG